AUGAAGUUCAAGCUCCAUCCUCUCGUCUAUGCACGGAAAGGUGAUCCUGUAGAUCAUGACACUGUGAACAACGAUACUUUCCUCGAGCAGGUUUUCAGCUGUAAGCGGAUGCGAUUUAUGGAGAAUUCCACAACGGUUCUUUCUCACAUUAUCAAACACAACGAUGGUGGUGCCGAGAAGAAUACCGCUUGCUAUGACAUAGAUGUUGAAGUUGAAGACCCACUCAAACAACAUAUGGCAGCCUUCGUACAUGCCCAAGCGAACACACAGGACAUAGCUAACCUUGACCAGAAGAUCUACGACGUGGUAGAUCAGAUAAACGAAUGGAAGACUCGUCGAGAUUUCUAUGUACGCUUUGCCGACCAUCCUCACGAGUUCAUCAGGAAAUGGCUGGUAAGCCAAAGCCAAGAUCUCAAGACUAUGACGGAAGCGAGUGGUGAAGGCGAAGCGGAGCGACGAGCAGAUCACUACUAUAGGCCAGAAACGCAAGAGGGUGUUUUCAGGUACAUCUACCAAAAAGUGCAACAGAAGAGGGCCGAACUGGAACAAGGACUUGGUGUCCGAAACAAUUAG
Molecule: messenger RNA, 573 nt
Organism: Cooperia oncophora
Lineage: Eukaryota; Metazoa; Nematoda; Chromadorea; Rhabditida; Trichostrongylidae
Source: the annotation of a GenBank genome assembly